AUGAAACGCCCGUUCAGCCCUUCAUCUCUGCCGAACGCUGAGCCGGACCGGAGGGGCGUCGGGGGGCAAAUGGACAGCGAGCCCUGCUGCGACGCCCAGGACGAGGGUGCAGCACUGGAGGAGCAGCCAGCAGGUGGAGCUCUGCAUUCUGCACUCUACAGACCCAAACGUGAGAGGAAGCAGCGGAGCUACACACUGUGUGAGGUCUGCAACAUCCAGCUCAACUCGGCCGCACAGGCCCAGAUCCACUACAACGGCAAAUCCCACCAGAAGAGACUCAAGCAGAUCAGCAAUGGCAAGAUGCCGAGCAGCACAGGUACAUCCGCCCAGGGCAGCCCCCUCCUGGCCUCCCUCCCCGUCCCAGGACGGCCUCUGCAGCCUCAGCUCGACCUCAAACACCUCCUGCCCUUCAGACUCAAUGGAUCCUCCCCCCUCAGCCUCUUCCCCAACUUCAACACGAUGGAUCCAGUCCAGAAAGCAGUGAUCAACCACACAUUCGGAGUCCCUCAGCCCCUCAAAAAGAAACAGAUCAUCUCCUGCAACAUUUGCCACCUGCGCUUUAACUCCACGAACCAAGCAGAGGCCCACUAUAAAGGCCACAAACACGCCCGGAAACUCAAAGCCAUGGAGGCCCAGAAGAACCGGCAGCGACGAGCCGGCGAGGCUUCCUCUGCUGGGAGGGAGAGAGACCGGGACCGGGACAGAGAACGAGACCGGGACCGAACCAAGACGUCCACCUCGGAGGCAACUCUUCCUGCACUGAUGGAUACGGGAUUAGAGGAGGGAACAAGUCUUCAGACUGACCUAGAACCAGCCAACCUGGAGGCGAAGCUCGAGGAGAGUCCCAGGAGCUCCGUGAUGCUGACGCCGGUAUCGGAGGUUUCCUCCGUGGAGCUGGCCACCCUUUCCCCUCCUCAGAUUUCUCCUUCCUCACAGCUCUCCGAGACGGCGUCAGACACCAGCGCUCCUGAAGUCCCGGAGGCUGCCGAGGCAGCGGGUCCGACCAACGAGUCCAGCAGCCGGGCAGAGACGUCCAGCACGACCGAAGAGCCGCGUACGGAGGACGACAAAGACCCGAAGAAAAGCAAAGCUCAUCUCCACUGUCCUGUUUGUAAAGUCACAGUCAACUCCCUCUCCCAACUGGAAGCACAUAACAGCGGUACAAAGCACAAACUGAUGCUGGAGGGUCACAGCGUUCUGCCGCGGCGUCGGGGGAAGGUGGUGGCAGCUCGUGCUGGUUGCAAGAGCAAGCGACUGGGCAGCAAAGGCAGCGUCGGGGUUCCCAGCAAGAACUUCCAGUGUGAAGUGUGCGAGAUCUUUGUGAACUCGGAGACCCAACUGAGCCAGCACAUGAAUAGCAGACGGCACAAGGAUCGGCUGGCCGGAAAGCCACCCAAACCCAAAUUUACCCCCCACAGCAAGAGCCAGCCGAGCUCCAGCUUAGCGAACGUGAGGUGGAGUGGCUAUGCAGGCGUGGCUGUGUCUACCAUGAAGAAAGCCUUCAGCCAGUACAACCUCACCUCCCUCUCCUCGCAGACCAAACUGGCCUUGCAGAAGCAGCUGACCAAGAGUUUGACCACCGGCUUCCUGCCCAGCCCCCUCACCCCUCCGACUCUGUGCACGGUGGCGACUAACCCUCUGGCUCUGCGCCACCCCGUCGGCACCACCACCACCUUCAUCCAGACCCCGUUCCUGGGCCCAGCACUGUUCCGGCCGGCCCCCGGGCCUCUGCGGGCCGCCGCACACACCCCUAUCAUCUUCUCCCCUUACUAA
This is a messenger RNA of Stegastes partitus (bicolor damselfish), 1773 nucleotides long. It is a transcript of the gene znf385c, whose product is annotated as zinc finger protein 385C. The record is from RefSeq and is a predicted model, not a curated record. Gene Ontology annotation, cellular component: nucleus. Lineage: Eukaryota; Metazoa; Chordata; Actinopteri; Pomacentridae. Bases 1 to 1773 code for a protein of 590 amino acids. The transcript is spliced from 9 exons. Gene Ontology annotation, molecular function: zinc ion binding; nucleic acid binding.